This is a messenger RNA of Lachancea dasiensis, 2646 nucleotides long. NCBI's taxonomy places the organism in Eukaryota, Fungi, Ascomycota, Saccharomycetes, Saccharomycetales, Saccharomycetaceae. The record is from the annotation of a GenBank genome assembly.
AUGCCACACAGCCAGGUCUCACGACCUCGUUGCAAGUCGGUUAACCAACUGCUGAAAAUAGCAGACAAAUUUGUCCAACAGGACGGGCCAAAUCAGGACAUGGAGACGUUGCUACAGGAGGGUAUAGAUACGCUAGUGAAUUACCAGGAAGAGUGCAAAAAGCUGCGAAAAUGGGGAGCCCAUCCCUCGGCGCUCGACCCUCGCGUUGCCGAAUCAUACGAAGCGGCCUACGUCUACUACAAAAUUGUAUCGCAACUUGUGCUCAACAAGAUCCCAGAGCUCCCGCUAUUCGUACAGGCCAAAAAUAGUCCCAAGACAGAGCGCGAGAAGGGUUUAAUAGAAGUGUACAACAUGUUGGUCAAGACCCUGCUCACUGACGAGAAAUUUGCUGAAAUCCGGAGGUUUAUAAAGGACAACUCCGCCAGAUCUGAGGCGGUCGGCAGUACGAAGCAAGCAUCAAACCGGCAGCACGCCCUUCCAAGCACUCCACCUACGUGGACAAAUGGCCAGGAAGUGUCGCCUCAAGAGCUUGCCUCCCUGCUGAAGGCGCAUAAAGUGCUGCUGUUAGACCUGCGACCCCGCAUCAAAUUUCUCGAAUCUCACAUAAAAUGCGAUACCAUCAUGUGUAUCGAACCAAUCUCCUUCAAGGAUAGCUAUUCUGAUAAUGAGAUCACGAAGAGAUCUUUGAUCACAUCGCCCCAGGAGGAAGUUUCAUUUUUUAGGAGACGGAACACUUUCGACUUCAUCGUUAUCUACACAGACCAACAGGAUCGAAACCAAUUUUGCCAACAGAAGCAAAACAGCCUUGUUGAUAUUCUGCUCACAAAGUCCUUCGAGAUACCGUUGGAAAAAACGACUGUGCUCACGCUGCAAGGAGGAUUUCAAAGUUGGUGCCGUUAUAAUGGCCCUUGUGAAAGUAGCAGCUCUAGCAUUAAUGGUGGGCUUGCGGCAGAUUAUUCGAUACCUCCACUACUUCCUCGGACGACCACAUUGCCAAAGCCCAUUCCUUCCACAAAUUACUCAUCGGAUCGGGUCUCAGUUACUCACCCAAUGGGUGGCUCCUUAGAAUUCUCACCCGGCCCGCUGCUACCAUUUCCAGAACAGCGACCCCCAAAUAUAAAGCGAAGCUCCAGUUUUAGAGAAAAGCUGUCCAGCAUGUCUCCAAGCCUAUCAAGAAUUGGAAGUCCAUCCUCGAAAGUUGACCUCCAUCGCAAUGAAAGCGCCACCUAUCCAGAAACGCCACAUCUAUCCCCAUCAGCGUUGCAGAUGGAAUCAGUUUCUCAGGCCAAGAUUUUUGAAGGUGUUUCUUUGACCCCGCAGUCUCGCAGUCUCUCGCCGGCAAAAGUUAGUAACAGUCUUGCCGAUGGAAGGUUUACUGACAGUAAUAUGGCGGACAGAGUUUUUCCCAGCGCGUCAGGUAACUCGCGGGAGUCCAGCCCACGUCAAAUGUUAGGUAGUGGGAAAUUAGACCAUCAAUCAUCAAAUUUUACACCCAGCAAGAAAUUCCAGGGCUUCAGUAUUGGCUUGGUUAACCUAGGAAACUCGUGCUAUAUGAACUGUGUCAUCCAAUGUCUCUUGGGGACCUAUGAGCUCUGCCAGAUUUUCUUGGAUGAUUCUUACAAAAACCAUGUGAAUCUAAGUAGUAAACUGGGAUCUAAGGGCGUGUUAGCAAAAUACUUUUCUCAAUUAAUUCACACCAUGCAGCAAAAAGCGUUGAUCGCGUCGAAGAGUUCCAUGAAAGCAAUCACAAGCGGCGAUGAAAGGACCGCUGUUCAACCUAUUCACUUUAAAGUCGCAAGUGGCUCCAUCAAUUCUUUAUUCAAAGGUUCUUCGCAACAGGAUUGCCAAGAAUUCUGCCAGUUCUUACUAGAUGGACUACACGAGGAUUUGAAUCAAUGUGGGGGGAAUCGAUCACUCAAAGAAUUGUCAGAAGAUGCGGAAAUGAUAAGAGAAAAACUGUGCAUGAGAAUAGCUAGCUCCAUCGAAUGGGAGCGGUACCUCACCACUGAUUUUAGCGUUAUUGUGGAUCUUUUCCAAGGACAAUACGCAUCUCAGCUCAGAUGUAAAGUCUGUGGUCGCACGUCUACAACAUACCAGCCGUUCUCAGUGUUAUCAGUACCAGUACCACGAGGAUCGCACCACGAUAUUGUUGACUGUUUCAAAGAAUUCACGAAGGUUGAGACUUUGGAGAAAGACGAACAAUGGCACUGUCCCAAAUGUAAGAUAAAGCAGCCUUCUACCAAAAAGAUCACAAUAACUAGGCUUCCGAAGAAUUUGAUCAUUCAUUUGAAACGUUUUGACAAUUUGCUGAACAAGAACAAUAUCUUUAUCUCGUACCCUCACGCGCUAGACCUUACACCAUUCUGGGCCAAUGACUUUGACGGAAGACUUCCACCCGGUGUGGCAGAGCUUCCUACCAGAGGUCAAGUAGCUCCUUUUAAUUAUAACUUGUAUGCCGUUGCAUGCCACUUCGGAACUCUUUAUGGGGGUCAUUACACAGCAUACGUCAAUAAGGGACCGUCCAAUGGCUGGUCUUACUUUGACGACACCACUUGGAGGAAGGCUAAAAGCGAUACAGAGUGCAUUACGGCAAGUGCUUAUGUGCUAUUUUACCAUCGUGUCCCUAACUUGUCAAUAAAUAUCUAA